Molecule: messenger RNA, 3087 nt
Organism: Amphibalanus amphitrite
Lineage: Eukaryota; Metazoa; Arthropoda; Thecostraca; Balanomorpha; Balanidae
Product: DBH-like monooxygenase protein 1 homolog
Exons: 16
Coding region: 380-2407 (675 amino acids)
Biological process (GO): octopamine biosynthetic process; norepinephrine biosynthetic process; dopamine catabolic process
Cellular component (GO): secretory granule membrane
Molecular function (GO): dopamine beta-monooxygenase activity; copper ion binding
Source: RefSeq, a predicted model, not a curated record
AGUCAUCUUCGAAUGGUACAGUUCGUUUCUUUUGAGCAUGAAAUGACCUUCCGACGGUCCGUCCCGUCUCGCCUGGCGCGGAUGGAGCUGGUCGAACGUCGCGGAGCCUCUCGGGUGUCCUCCGCUCGGUAUCAGUGUGGCCCAUCACGCGCUGGCUGCGCCGCCCGCUGCGGCUGUCGCCUGGAGCCGAGACGCGCCGGGCGGCGGACAGCCGCGGCGCCAUUCAGCUCGCUCCAGUCACUCCAGUCAGUCACUCCAGUCACUCCCUCGGCCCGGCCGGGAGAGGAAGCCCGCCACCGCCAGCGGCUCCCCGACUGACGAGCACGCGACGACCUCCCUCGAGUGCCGACACCGUUAGGGGCGCGACCGACGCUCAGCGAUGAAGUCUGUUCCGGCCCUCUGCUGGGUCCUGCUGGCUGGCCUGUGUUCAGCGAACGCGGUUCAACUCCAUCACUCCAUCAUCCUCGACCCCGAUGUCGUCGUUCACUGGACACCGGACAACGACACCAAUACUAUCACCAUUCAGUUGGAGGCCCGAACCAGGGGCUGGGCGGCCGUCGGCUUCUCACCGGCCGGUGGUAUGACCGGAGCGGACAUCGUCCUGGCCUGGGUGGCCGACGGACGCGCCCAUCUGCAGGACAUGCACGCCGUGUCAAACAGCGCUCCGAUCCUUGACAAGAGCAAUAACGUGAAGCUUCUGGACGGCUACGAGAACUCGACGCACACGGUGGUGACGUUCCAGCGGCCCCUGCGCUCGUGCGAUAAGGAACACGACCUUGACCUGGGGGUGGACACAACUCGUUUAAUCUGGGCGCUGCACCCGUCCGACCCGGGCGCUGGCGGGCCGACCUACCACGGCUCGCGGCGCGGUGUGCGCAGCGUCAGUCUGGACGGCUCUGGCACCUUCGAGUUUCCCACCGACUCGGAGUCGUUUGUGAUCCGCAACACGGACACAGAGGUGCUCGAGGAGAGCACGCACUACCACUGCGAGAUCCACAAGAUGCCCGACCUCGGCGGAAAGGUCCACUACACGGGGUACCGUGUUCGUCUGGACCCGGCCACCGCCAGAUAUGUGCACCACAUUGUGAUGUACUCCUGCGCACUGCCGCCCAGCGCUCAUGGCGUCUUCGAGAACUACGUCCGGAGCCACCCCGGCUCAAAGUGCUACAGUAAGAACAUGCCGCCCAGCUGGACACUGUGCCAGUCGGUGUUUAUUGUGUGGGCGGUCGGUGCCGAGGGCGACAUGCUUCCCGACGACGUCGGCAUGCCACUGGGAACCGAGUUUGGCGGAUCGACCUACUUCAUGCUGGAGACGCACUACGACAACCCGCAGGUGCACAAAGGUGUGAGGGACAGCAGCGGCCUGGAGGUGUUCUACACGCGCGCGCUGCGUCCAGUGGAGGCCGCCGUCGUGACCGCCGGCCACAUGGUCUCCUCUACUCAGAUCAUCCCUCCGGGAAUCUCAGACUUCGUCAGCGGCAGUGUGUGCCCGCAGGACUGCACGGAAAAGUACCUGCCCGAGGAGGGAGUGCAGAUUCACUCAGUGAUGCUGCACGGCCACCUGGCUGCCAGGGCGAUCCGCGUGCGACACGUCCGCAAAGGAAGGGAGCUGCCGCCGCUCAUCGUCGACCGGUUCUACGACUUCAACUACCAGCAGAGUCGCCGCGUGGACCAGUCGGUGCGAGUCCUCCCCGGCGACGCGCUGCUGGUCGAGUGCGACUACGAGACCAAGGACCGUGACAAAGUCACCAUGGGCGGGUUCAGCACGAAGAACGAGAUGUGCCUGGCGUUCAUCACCUACUUCCCACGCACCCCACUGGCCAACUGCGGCAGCAAACCACACGUCGGCGACUUCCUGCAGGCGAUGGAGGUGCCCCUUGUCCAGCUCGGCAACUACACUCUGCCCCCCAUCACCGGUGCCGAAUAUUGGACCGAUGCAGGCUUCAAACUGCAGGCGCACAUCAUUGAAGCAGUUCUGAACGGCUCCAUCACCGAAGAAGGCGACAGGGAAAAUAACAAAAGGCGUGGUGGUGGUCGUGACGACUGGUUCAACAAGGCCGAACUCAGCGCCCUCAGGGUGUACAAGGACCAAGACACUGCUACGGUCACGCUCUACGAGUACCUGACGCAGCUGGACUGGAGCCAAGAGUCCAUCCAACAUCUGCAGAGGUUGUCCAACGGCGGCCGCGUCUACCACCGGUGUGCCACCGACGCGCGCCACCAGACCAAGAACUACAAGGAUAUCUUCUCCGGACCUCACGCAUAUCCCGAGUUCGAGCCGUGGACCGAUAGCGGAAACACUGAGUGCCUCCAGUCCGGGUACUCUGGUGCCGUUCGCGGAAGUCUGGAUGGUGCCAUGGCCGUGCUCUUGGCGUCUGUUAUUGGACUGUUGCUGCGGGCAGUCUGACCUCCGACCCGAGAGGUCUGACACACAGGGAUGAUGCGGCAGACGGGAGAGUCCGACCAGCCCUGGCAAGCGAUACAAUCAUUGACUGUGGCCUUCAUUGCGUGGCCUUUAUUCGCAUUUUGAUCUGACCUUGUCGAUACACACAUAGACGUAUUGUAAUUUCGUUAGGUAUGUCGGUAUUUGGAAUAACUUAACGGAGGAGGCAUCAUCAUAUUUACUCGUAACACCCAGCAUAGCAUUGAUGGUACAUGUCUGAGGGGUGUUGUAUGAUACAUUCCUGUCUUGAUGCACAUUGCACAUUGACACUGUACAGUGUAUGGUGUAAGGUGUGCAGACUGCAGAAAUGCCUGAUUAUUUUACUAAGAGCUGCCUUGAAGGUCGCGCCAUUUACAAAUAUAUUUACGUUACACUUAUGCAAUAAAUGAAACACCCAUGCAGUAAUACGGACCUAAUCGAAUCGAUUCUCGCUCAGCCCUUUCUUUUGCAUUCCGUCUGUUUGCGAUCUGUCCAACUGUUUCCUGAGCGUAAGAAGAGAAUGAACUUUUCAACUGUGCUAGAUGUAAGCGAUGAGCGAUGUACUUAACUACUUAAUACUUCUACGUUGUACGGUAGAUCUAUCUAGGUAGGCACGUUCAUGUGCCUUCGCCAUUUCUGAAUAAAGUGUAACGAACAUGGAGAAA